AUGACUCGCGACCGCAACGAGAUCAAAGAUCGCUCCUCGCCCUCGCCCGCUCCUACUCCAGCUCCGUCGCCUUCUCCGUCAUCUUCAAACAACGCCAGGGCCGACCAGCCGUGGACCGAUGCGGAUCGCGCCCUCAUCAUCCGCGCCCUCCUGGACACGGCGCCGCUCGGACCCGAAUUCUACAAGCGCGUCGAGGAGCUCCUUCCCGGUCGUCCGCAGCACCUCGUGAGGCUGCAGUGGAGACGCCGCAUCGAAAAGGAGAUCCGUCAGCUCUUUGGCGGCGUUCCCUCCGCCGCAGAUAGGAGCAGCGGAUCGAACGCGGGUGCGAUCGAGGGCAGCUCCGGAAAUACAGGCGACGACGACGAAGAAGGCGGAACGAAGAGCAAGAAGCGUCGAGGGUCGACGGGACGGCGGGGCAAGAGCAAGAAGGCUAGGGAGGCGUGA
Molecule: messenger RNA, 444 nt
Organism: Pseudozyma flocculosa PF-1
Lineage: Eukaryota; Fungi; Basidiomycota; Ustilaginomycetes; Ustilaginales; Ustilaginaceae
Exons: 2
Coding region: 1-444 (147 amino acids)
Source: RefSeq, a predicted model, not a curated record